Molecule: messenger RNA, 2261 nt
Organism: Hyla sarda
Lineage: Eukaryota; Metazoa; Chordata; Amphibia; Anura; Hylidae
Product: CCN family member 3-like
Exons: 6
Coding region: 628-1764 (378 amino acids)
Biological process (GO): signal transduction
Cellular component (GO): extracellular region
Molecular function (GO): protein binding
Source: RefSeq, a predicted model, not a curated record
AAGAGCAUCCAACGUGUUUCAAAAGCAUUCGGCUUCCUUCAUCAGGGAUGUUGCUGAUCGUUCCUAAUGGAUUUUUUUUUCAAAUAUUAUGUUACUGUAACAUAAAUUACACAGGUUAUUGACUAUGUCCCUCAUGGAAUGUAAUAAGUACAAUGAUUUUGCACUGUGUAAUACCUCACUUCCCCUGUGGGGGUGCUGCAGCAAAAUUCAUCUCUUUGUUGUCAGGUGCUGACUGUGAUGAGUAGGGGAAGUAAAAUUAUUUUGCACUGCUUUAUACCUCAACUCCCCUGCGGGUGUGCUGCAGGAAAAUACAUCUCUUUGGUGUCAGGUGCUCCUGAAGAUUAUGGUUAGGACACCCUGUACUUAGCUAAUUGUCAGGAAUAGCAGAAAUAACGAGAACUUCUGAAAAUUCGAUAUGACUCUCAUCCUUCCUUCCUGUCUCACAUAAGCCGCUAUCUCUGAGCCCAGGCAUCCUAUAUUUGUCUAUGGUGUAUAGACCAAACCUCAGACCCCGUACAUUAUGAGUCAAGCCUCUCGUUGGCCAAUGGCAGGAGGUGAUGUCCAUUUAUAUAGAGUGGCAGCUUUUUCUGCGGGAUUCCUUGGAGACGUCUCUGCUAAUGCAUAGAAAUGGGCUCAUAUAUAGAAGUCUGCCUGAUGUUAUUAUGUGUGACAUGUGCAUUAGGGGAGAGGCUGGGAUGUCCGCCAAGCUGUAAGUGCUCAGACAUCCUCACGUGCCCCCCGGGGUCAGCCCCGGCCCUGGACUCUUGUGGUUGCGGGUGCACAGUAUGUGUCCAAGGCCUCGGCUCUGGGUGCGAUGGAUUCACACCGUGUGAUGCUUCACAAAAUUUGGUAUGCGACUAUAAGGGAGACCCGAGGGGACAGCGAGGAGUGUGCCAGGUCCGUCACGAGCCUAAGUCCUGCUUCCACAAUGGCAAUGAGAUUCUCCAUGGACAAGAGUUUGAAAUAGACUGCAAGAGUCACUGCAAAUGUGAGAACGGGAAUAUGGACUGUGCCCCCCUGUGUCCGGAGCCCGAGAAACCCCUCAUCCCCAACUGCACCGAAAUGCAACUGGUGACUGUUCCAGGUGAAUGCUGUGCCCAGUGGAGAUGUCUGGAGGAGCCAAGUGGGUCUGAAGACUGGGAUGAACCCGGGGAGGUCUACCCUGAUCCAGAUGAUGUGUACACAGGAGCGGAGACAAAGAUCAGGACCAGAAGAGAAGCCCCUGAUCAAGAUACAGAACAAGAUGAGGAGGAAUUAUUAGAAGAAACGUAUUCCUGUAAACCAGAUACUGAGUGGACCCCCUGCUCACGCACCUGUGGAUUUGGGAACUCAUUGAGAAUAGUUUACGAGAAGGAAACUUGUAUACCUAAAGCUGAGAAGAGGCUAUGUAUGAUCAGACCCUGCAAGGGACAAUAUCCCAGCGCUAACUACACGGUCCUGAAGGCAAGCAAUGUCUGCAGUCGUGUCAUGAGCUGGUCCCAUCCGAUCCAUCUCCGCUUUCGUGACUGUCUGUCAAGCCGGCCUCUACUCCCCAAGUUCUGCGGCCUUUGCUCAGAUGGGCGUCUCUGCAAACCUUCGCUGAGCCAUACGCGCCCGGUGUCCUUUCAGUGUGCCCAACUCCAAAGGAAAGUCACCCGUCAAGUUAUGUGGGUGCAGAGGUGUGAGUGUGGUGGCAAAAGAGGAAUGAGAGGGAAGAAGAAGAAGGAGGAAGACAGUGAAAUAAGGCCAAAAGAGGAGAUCACAAACGAAGUGGUGAGAUACUAAAUAUAGAUGCCAGGAAGGUGCCAGAAAGCUAAAGUGGUUAUUCUGACAAAUGACCGCUUGAGUCUUUCUGUAACCGCUACUGAUUAAAAAAAACAAGAUUAUAAAGCCCUUGACAAUGGAGACUUAUAUCAUUAUGGGUCCACCAUUGGUUUUUGUUACAUAUCUUGUCAUACAUGAAGUUUGUUGGCCAUCCCUUUAAAGUAUCGGAGUGUCUUCCAAAAGUUUUUGGAUGUUAUCCUAUGGAUAUGCCUGGCAUAUUUAUAUAUAGUCCUUUAUCUUCUGUUGCAGUCAGUCUAUAAAUUCACUAGGAACCAAUAAUUUUGCGUAUUGUCGAGAAGAUCCUCUCUUGCGGUCACACAACCUUCAAUCACGGAGGGGUGCACUUACUUCUUUACUGUUUUUAGUACCAUAUUGCCGUUUUAAAAAUAUUUUCACAUUCCUACUAAAUACAGAAUCACGUGUAUGUUCUCCAUCCAUCUAUGAAUGAAAUAAAAUGC